UGCUUUGCGUGCACUGCGGUUGGGUGGAAAAACCCACUCCUGGUUGUUUAGACGUUGGCCUGCGGAAGAUGUCAUUUCUGUAUUCCUCUAAGGAGUGGAAUCUGUAAGCAGGCCAAGAGAGCAUCCAGGCGGCUUGGAGUGGAAUAGAGGGCUCUAGAGCGGGUGUCUCAAAGAGGAAACAGAAUGUAUGUCAAAACAUACUAUCCAAAACUGAAAAUAGCCGGGCAAGGUGGCUCACGCCUAUAGCCCCAGCACUUUGGGCGAAUCACCUGAGGUCAGGAGUUCGAGACCAGCCUGGCCAACAUGGCGAAACCCCGUCUCUACUGAAAAUACAAAGAUUAGCUGGGCAUGGUGGUAGGCACCUGUAAUUCCAGCUACUCGGGAGGCUGAGGCACGAGAAUCGCUUGAACCCAGGAGGCGGAGGUUGCAGCGAGGGGAGAUCCUGCCACUGCACUGCAGCCUGGGCGACAGAGGGAGACUCUGUUUCAAAAGAAAAAAAACAACUGAAAAUGCAGGAAGUCAUUAUGCAACUUACACAUAUUCAUCAGAUUUCCUCUGACUUACCCGGACAUGUACGUGGGAAUGAUGUGCACUGCCAAGAAAUGUGGGAUUAGGUUUCAGCCUCCAGCUAUUAUCUUAAUCUAUGAGAGUGAAAUCAAGGGGAAAAUUCGCCAGCGCAUUAUGCCAGUUCGAAACUUUUCAAAGUUUUCAGAUUGCACCAGAGCUGCUGAACAAUUAAAGAAUAAUCCACGACACAAGAGUUACCUAGAACAAGUAUCCCUGAGGCAGCUAGAGAAGCUAUUCAGUUUUUUACGAGGUUACUUGUCGGGGCAGAGUUUGGCAGAAACAAUGGAACAAAUUCAACGGGAAACAACCAUUGAUCCUGAGGAAGACCUGAACAAACUAGAUGACAAGGAGCUUGCCAAAAGAAAGAGCAUCAUGGAUGAACUUUUUGAGAAAAAUCAGAAGAAGAAGGAUGAUCCAAAUUUUGUUUAUGACAUUGAGGUUGAAUUUCCACAGGACGAUCAACUGCAGUCCUGUGGCUGGGACACAGAGUCAGCUGAUGAGUUCUGAUACCAAACACUCAAAACAUGCAUUGGGCUAGCAGAAUAUCCAUGUUUAUUACCAGACUGGUUCUGGAAGAAGCUGUAAAGAAUACUAAAUAUGUUGGGUUAUAGGGGAUUGACCAUGUUACUUUUCAAAACCAGGACAUUUAAAGCAUCUACUAUGUAGGUGCAUGAGGAAUAUGGGAAAAACAGAAUAAAGGAAUCUGCCUUUAAGGAGCUUACAAUCAUGCCGGGCACGGUGGCUCACGCCUGUAAUCCCAGCACUUUGGGAGGCCGAGGCGGGUGUAUCACCUAAGGUCAAGAGUUCGAGACCAGCCUAGCCAACAUGGUGAAACCUCGCCUCUACUAAAAAUACAAAAAUUAGCCGGGUGUGGUGGCGGGUGCCUGUAAUCCCGGCUACUCAGGAGGCUGAGGCAGGAGAUUCGCUUGAACCUGGGAGGCGGAGGUUGCAGUGAGCCGAGAUCGCGCCAUUGUACUCCAGCCUGGGCAAUGAGCAAAACUCCAUCUCAAAAGAAAAAAAAAAAAAAAAAAAGCUUACAAUCUGACUGGAAGAUGUCAAAACCUGUGAAAAGCUAAUUAGCAGUAUUAAGCAACACAAACAUUAGCACCAAAUGCAUGAUAAAGGCUAAAGAAGGCCAGAGCGUAUAUUACUGUAGAGUAGAAUAGUAAGGGAAGACUUUGUCCUUUAGUAAAGAGGUAGGAGGUGGCCUGGCCCUUGAAAUAGUAGUGUUUAGGUAGAUGCUUGUGUAGGAUUCCUGAUAAGAGCAACUGAAAAGAAGGAGAGGGGAAGUAGUAAAGGGACAAGAAACAAUUUUUUUUUUUUGAGGAACCAUAAGCAAAUUAUAGUUUGACAAGACUGGGGGACAUAUAUGGUUACCAGGGAAUGACCUGUUAUGUGUUAUAUCUUUAUAUUAUUUAUCUCUGGAAAAGAGUACCCUGCAAAAUUCCCUACAGCUGCAAGCAGAUGUCACUUGAUGGACAGAGGGGGAAUUCUGCCCCUCCGGUAUCAGGAAAUACAUACUAAAGACAUUGCGAAAGGCUGAACCUCUUCCCAUAAAUAAAAGGUUUGUUUGUAAAAUGGGAAAUCCACCCAUAAUAAAUGAACAAUAGGCACUGCCAGUUUAGGCCUGUUCAUGAAUGGAUCUGCAAGAGACCAUCUUCGUUUAACAACAUUAUCUGUGACUUGAUACAUUUAUCCUUAUUACAAUAUUGUUUAGUUGGUAGAAAUUCUAUGUUUUCUACAAGGAAAUUGAUGUUUAUUAAAUAAAACUGAAAAUAAU
Molecule: messenger RNA, 2347 nt
Organism: Pan troglodytes (chimpanzee)
Lineage: Eukaryota; Metazoa; Chordata; Mammalia; Primates; Hominidae
Gene: CEP19
Product: centrosomal protein 19
Exons: 4
Coding region: 571-1074 (167 amino acids)
Biological process (GO): trans-Golgi to periciliary membrane compartment transport; microtubule anchoring at centrosome
Cellular component (GO): ciliary basal body; spindle pole; centriole
Source: RefSeq, a predicted model, not a curated record